AUGACAGAAUCGCUUUGCUCAUGUUGCAAGCUUCUAGGAAAGCCUCCAAGUCCAAUAAAUUUUAUUAUUGCAAUGGGUUCACCAGUUAGUUUAAUUUAUCCGAAAGUCGAAUAUUUACUUAGGAAUUAUUCCGAAAUUUCUUCUUAUAUGAACGAUAUUCGUUUACCAAAUUACGAAAUAUUAACGAAUAUCAAUGAUCAACUCUUUACUAGCCAAAAUCAGUCGUCAUCAAUUGAUCAACCCCUAUCAACUCUUAUACCAUCAUGUUGUAAUGGAUUUAAUCUUAUGUCAAUUAAUAUUAAUGACGUAUCAAAUUCUUCUCAAAUCGGUGAAUUUCGUAAUCGUUUGCUUGAGUUAUUGAAAUUAGCAAAUAAAGUAGAAAAUGUCCAAUAUAAAUCGCCUAGUUGGAUUCUACUCAGUGGAUCUAUAUGUUUAGAAUCAAAAUUUAUUAAUAUAUUUCUUCAAUUGAAUGAUUUAAAUUCACCAUUCUUUAAUUUCACAUUGAAAAUCAUGUGUUUUCUUGUUGAUGAACAACAACUUUUCGAAAAUUCAUUAGCUCAAAGACGUUCUGUUCAAGAUUAUCAAAUAAAUAUUUAUCCUGUAUACGAAAAACGAAUUAAAAGUUUGUUCUCUGUGCUAGCCUCUUCCAAGUAUCUUCAAAAUAACGUCUUACUUAUUGAUGAACGAAUCGUUACAGAUGAUAGUGCACUUCAAACAUUAAUACAAAGCCUGUAUCAUAAUGAAUCAUCAAAGUAUUUAGCUAAUGACAAUAAACUCCGGUUUGAUGUGUUAAAGUUACUUUCACCUCGUCGACGAACAGCACGCGAUGUACGAGAUAUUCGAAACUUUUUACAAAAAAAUUAUAAUCGUACUAUCAGUAAUCGAUUAAAGCCACUUCUCAACGAUCUUCAGCAAUCAGACACAGCUGAAAAUGCUGCCCGUAAAAUUGUUCAUCUUGUUCUCGAUGAAUUUGACCGUUUAAAUGAUGAAGAAUUACAAGUAUAUAAAAGACAAUUGAUAUUUGGUUUUAAUCUUAGUGAUGCAGCAUAUCAAAAUACAAUAGCUGCUCAAUUAAUUCAUUAUGUUCUUCAAUUGCUCAACAAUCAAAACUAUGCAUUAACACCUUUUAUUUAUUCAAUGGUUUUAGCUAUAUGUGUGUUAGGCAAUCAUUUCAUUUUUCGUCAUGAUUUAUUUAGUCAUACACCUGAAAUAUAUACAUUAAGUUUACAACUUAUUACUCAACGAGAAUAUGCUCUGACAUUGUCUGGUUUACGAUUAUGCUCGACUAUAUUAAAUGGCGACCAAAUCGAACAUAAAUAUGCGAUUUAUUAUUUAACUCAUGAUCCAUUAGCAGCACGUAAAAUAUUAGAUGCAAUUAAAUGGCUUCUAUCACCAUAUCAAAUCCUUAAGAAUUUAUGCAGAGAAGUACAAGCUCACGAAAAUAGUGAUUCACAAUCAAUUGUAGAAAUCUCAAAGUUGCAUUUUUUUGAAAAGCUUUGUUUUUGUCAUGCAAAUAUUCUUAUUGAACGAUCUUUCAUUAGCAAUGUCGCAUUAUUAUUUCAUGGUUCAGCUGAUAAUUGUGCACAAGUAAUAGAAGAUGAUGUACAUUAUGUCACUGAAGUCAUUCUAGUAUUAGCAAAUUCUUGUACGAUUGAACGGUAUGAUGGAGAAAAAAUAAUUCACCAUAUAUCAGUUCUUAUAAGUGAAUUAUGUGCUCUUCUAACACCUAUUCUUUUAUACAGUUCACCAACAGUUAAUUUAGCAUUAAUAAAUAAUGAUAGUUUAUUAUGGACUAUUCCAAAUACUAUUUGGCAUUUAUUAAAAGCAAAACCUAUUUAUCAAAAUGCAAUAGAUACAUGUAUGUCAUUCUAUACACAAUUUAUUCAGUCGAGAGUGAAACGCAAUGAAACUAUUAAUAAUAUUCAAGAUGAUGAGAAAAACAGGUCACCUGAUAUAGAAACAAUUGAAGAGAAAGUAGAUUCAUUUGUCCCUUUACAACUUUCUCAAGACUUAAUUGUAUCAUAUCACAAGUUAUAUCAGCAAUAUCAAGAAACAUAUUUGAACGAAGAAAAACCAAUACAACAAACUCAUAUUCAGACAUUAUUAGAUGAAGAAUGGAAAAAACUUGAUAUAUUACAACUUAAAAGUGAUUAUAAAAAAGUUGAAAAUGAAAAACAACAACUUAAUACAGAAUUAAAAAAGUUAAGAAAUGAAUUACAACGUACACAGUCAGAACGAGAUCAAUUUAGAAAAGAGAAUAUACAAAUGGCUCAAGAAAUAGAUAAACUCAAACAACGACCAAUUAUUAACAAAACAGAACAAUCUCAACAAUUAUCAAUAAUGACUUCUAUUGCUAAUAACAAUCCGAAUAGUAUAAUUGAUGAAGUACAACAACUUUCACCAAAUGAAAUUAGUAAAGAACAAGCAGAAAAUUUUAUUCGAGAAAUUUCAUAUCGACGAACAAUAUUUAAUGAUGAAGACAUGCGAAAAUCUAUAUGCGGAUCAUUGAAAAAUCUUGGUUCUGAUCUUUAUAGUUCAUCUGUACAUUUUUUGUACGAACUUAUUCAGAAUGCUGAAGAUAAUUCUUAUGAUAAUUCAGUCAUACCCUGUUUACGUAUUGAACUUAAUCAUAAUUAUAUUCUUCUAUCAAAUAAUGAGUGCGGUCUCCGCGCUAAAGAUGUAUUAGCUAUUUGCAGCUUAGCUGUAACUACAAAAACAAAUUUAAAAGAACAUAUCGGCGAAAAAGGUAUUGGUUUUAAAUCAGUUUUUGCUGCUUCAAAUCAACCGAUGCUUGUUUCACAUGCAUGGAAAUUUUGUUUUCAAGUGCCAGGCAUUGAUGCUAUGUCAUAUAUAACACCGAUAUGGAUAACAGAUCAAGAUAUACCAGAUUGUAUAUCCAAAAAAAUUUCAACAUAUACUGAACAUACUCAUCUUUAUUUGCCUCUUAAAUUACCAGCACAAACAUCUGAAGUUAAUUUAUUUCUUGAUCAAGUUAUCAAAGCUGUUGAUCCAUGUGUUUUACUUAAUAUGCGGCAAUUAAAACGGCUUGAAAUAUUUGACAGCAGAAGCAAUAGAGAAAUUCGAAUUGAAAAGCAAUUUAUAGAAUCAACAAAAUUAGAAGAAAAAUUGCAUGUGACAUUUGAAGACUUCACAUUUUUGAAUCUAACGGGAUCUCUUAUGCAAUUAUACACAUCAAUAGGAUAUAAUACCUUUCGGGUAUAUACUUGUUGCAUACAAAUACCGAAUUCAAUUGAACAACGGCAAUCUUCCAAUACACGAUUGAGUUUAAUAUUUCCUUGUGAAAAGGAUUACCAUUUAACAAGUACAGUUUAUAAUGGUUUACCUGUUUGUAAUCUUGGAUUUAACUUUUUAUUUAAUGCUAAUUUUCAAUUAGUUACAAAUCGUGAAAAUGUUCGAGAAAAUGCUCCAAUAAAUACAUUUAUUCGUGAUCAUCUAUCAGCAUUUUUUGUUUAUGUUUUAUUAAAUGAUAUUGACCUAAGAAAAGAUAUCAAUCGAUACUGUCCGACAGCAAGUAUGUAUCAAGAACAACAUUCAUCAUGGUGGCUUAUUAUGAUUGAUAAUAUCAAUCGAUUAAUAAGAAAAUAUAUUUCUGUAUUACUCAAUAUUCAAACAGAUAAAACAAUUCGCUACUUUAAUAAAGAUUUGUCAUUACUCGUGACAAAUGAACAGUUGUACAAUUAUGCCAAUAUUCAUGUGAUUGAUUCCGAUACGUCUUCUUUAACACUUGAACAUUUGAAAUCAUUUCAUAUACAAAAAGUUUCAAUCAUAGAUAUAUUAAAUUGCUUUCCUGAUCGAGAAGAAACAAUGAAUAGUGAUCGUCAACAAUUUCGAUUGUGGACGCAAAAACAAGAUGAAAAUUGGUGGUCUCUACUUUUUCAACGUUUAACUGAAACGAUGACAUUAGAAUCAGCUCAAAAGAUUUUACUAAAACCAAUUUUUCUUCUUCAAAAUCAUCAUUAUAGAGAAUAUUUACCAAUUAAUGAUAGUUCACGAUCUCAACUUCUGUUUAUCAGUGAUAAUCCUCAAUUUCAAAUGUGGAAAAAGCAAAUUACACUCCUAAAAUAUUCAUCAAAAUCUGAAUAUGCUACUCUUCUUAACUCAAAACAUGUACAACUUCUUACAAACGAACGCAUAAUUGAAAUUAUUCGUCAGCAUCAUUUACAAUUAGCUAGUUCAUCUCUUGUUUUAAAUUCAAAUAUGGAAUUAAUCGAAGAGGUAUGGCAAGAUUUAUUUUAUUUAAAAUCUCAUUUAAAUAAAUUAAAUAAAUCUAUACCAUUUCUUAUACCUAUUACCGACACAGUGAAGCUUAUUCCAAUUCAAAAUGCAAUUCUACCAUCAAUAUUAGGGCUAGAUAUUCGAUCAUUUAUCAAUACCAGAUCCUCAUCAAUUAUAUACUUUCCCUAUUGUAAUAUUCCUUACCUUCAAUUGUAUGAUCUUCUUCAAUGGGAACAUUUUCUACUUCAAAUGAAUUGUCAACGUCCAUCAAUUCGUCUGUCGCCAAAUUAUUCUGUUACUAAUUUACCAGUUUUACCGGGACUGACCAUGUUUACAGAUGAAGGUUUUGUUGGAUUAGCUGAAUCGAUUUUGUCUUAUCAAACUGAAGAUACAAAAGAAUGUCUUCGUCAAUUUCCAGUUGUUGUUAAUUCAGAUAUUGAACAACAAAUAGUACCGGUUUCAGCUACAUUUGAUGAAAUGAUUGUUUCUAAUUUACCAUCAUUUCCACAUAUUACAAUUCCUCAUCAUUGCCGUACAUUAGCAAAAAAUCUUGGUAUCUGUACCGAAUAUAACAUAUUAACAUGUGUCAAAAUUUUAAAAAUAUUAAACAAUGAAAAAAAUACAGAUGUUGAUUUAUAUGUUCAAUGGUUGAGUCAUUUGCAAUUAUAUAUUCGUCAACAACAUAAUGAAUUAAAUGUACAAACUUUCCUUUCAUCAUUUCAAUUGUAUCUUCCUGAUGAAAAUAACUUUUAUUUUUUAAAAGAUCUUUUAAUCAAACCAGAUAACAACGAAUAUGAUCGUGCUAUUUUACUUCUUUCAAAAUAUCUUAAAUUACAACUAAUUUCAUCAACAAAUAAUCAAAUUUAUUUACAAUUUCAAGAUCUUUUUCAUUAUUUAGGAUGUUUAUCAGCAUCUACAAUUAGAAUCGAUUACGUUCAUUCAGCAAUUUAUCUGGCAACUUGUGACAGAAGUAAUUACAUUGCACUGGGUGAUUGUAAAACUAUAUUAAAUGAUUAUGGUACAGAAAUAAUAGUUACUCUUUAUCAAUAUUUAGAAUAUUUAAUAUGGGAAUACAUAAAAAAUAAUGAUACAUAUAGUGAUCUAUAUAAUACUAUAGUAAAAAAUAAAUCUCCAACAGCUCCAUGUGGUAGUCGAGAAGAUUUAGAAUGGCGUUUUAGUUUUACAUGUAAUUCUUUAUCCCAACAAUUGAGAGCUUUGACUAAGCUUGAAUCACAACAAAAACAAAUUGGUCUUAUUACUAUUGAUCGAAAUAUUGUUACAAAAAAUGUAGAUACUAUUAUGUAUGCAUGUUUAGAAACUAUAAUCAUUCAAAAUAUAUGGAAAAAUCCACGUAAACAUUAUUUCAUAUUACCAUUAAUUGCUCGUACAUGUCCAUUAGUAUUAGCUACAUUUGAUAUCGAUUAUAUUGAACGACGAGGUAAAAUUCAAUGGGUACAUCAAAAUCAUAAUCUUGAAUAUUUACUUCAACAAUUAACAGAUAUAUUUCGUAAUACUCUUAAUGAUCCACAAGUGGAAGUAGUUACAUCAAAAUAUGCUAAUGUAUCUAUUCUUCUAUCUGAUUCUUUUGUUAUUAAUACUAUUAAUGCAGAUAAUAUGCGUGAAAUUCAUCGGUAUAUGAUUGCUACUGAUUAUCCAUUUUGGAUUUUUAAUAAUAUAGUACUUCUUUGUACUGGUCAUGAAAAAGCUGAUGCAUCAACGGCAAUUAUUGCAAUAUCAGCUUUAACUACUUUAUUACAUAAAAGAUGUCAUAUAUUAUUUGAAGAAGCAAAAUCCACAGCUGAACAACAGAUAAAUACAUGUUCAGCAUUUCGUUCUGAGUAUCUAUCAUCUGUUGCUAGUACAGCAUCCAGUAUUUAUUCAUUUACGGACAUACUCUUCCCUACUAAUCAUGAUUCUAUUGAAUCAAUGAUUAUAUCGAUAGGCAAAAAUUGUACGACUGAAGAAGAUCCUGAAAAAAUGACUUUAGAUUCGGUUGCUGUUGAACGAAUGGCUGAUGAUAUUAUUUAUCGAAAUCGAUUAAAAGAACAACAUAGUACAAUUCGAAACAGUUACUUGGGAAAUAUUUGGAGAAAUCCAUCGAUUGUGGAUGGUAUCGAACAAAUUCGUAUUGGUCAAAAUGCUGAACAUUUCUUUUUUGUUUAUCUACAAAAUUAUUACGGUUCGAUUGAUGUAACACCAACAAAAAAUUGGCGUUCAUCAGCACGGCGUGUUAUUUAUCCACAACAUUGUGAUAAUAUAAAUGAUUCGGCUGGUUUUGAUUUCGAAUUACACGAUACACGUCAAUUAUUUACACAUACAUCAGGACCGACUACUAAAUAUUGUUAUUUUGAAGUUAAAGGCAUUAGUGGAUCGUAUAACGAAGAAUAUACUCGUUUUAAUAUUACUAAAAAUGAAUUAGAUAUGUGUUACUCAAUUUUAACAGAUUGGAGAAAGCAAAAAAAUGAAGCUUAUUUUAUUAUUAUUAUUGACAAUUGUCUUGAUGCUGAGAAAAUUUCUCUUGCUGCUGUAAUUAAUUGGUAG
Rotaria sp. Silwood2 is the source of this 6777-nucleotide messenger RNA. The record is from the annotation of a GenBank genome assembly. NCBI's taxonomy places the organism in Eukaryota, Metazoa, Rotifera, Eurotatoria, Philodinida, Philodinidae.